AUGGCUUACCCGCAGCUAGGAUACCCCUACUCACCUACACACCAGUUCCUCAUGAGCACGAGCUCUCUGGCCAACUGCCUCGAGCCUGGUGGAAGGUCUCUCCUGGACUCCGGUGUGAUGCCUCCCUCUCCCCAGCCUCUCCGGUGCCCGGUGUACGAGAGCAGACUGCUCGGCUCCCCGGGCCAAGAGCUACCAACACCGGCUAUAGGUCUGGGUGUGUACGGAGCUGCCUAUGGAAAGAGCCAGGGGUACUAUGGCACCUGCGGAGGCGACGCAACAGCUUUAUAUGCCAGGGGAACAUUGGACUCCAAAGAUGGAGCGGCUGCGCAUGUGAGGGCCUCUCAAACCCCUGCUUACUAUCCGUACGAUUACGCAUUUGGACAGUAUCCAUAUGACCGAUAUGGUGCAGCUGCCCGGAGGAAGAACGCUACGAGGGAGACCACCAGCACGCUGAAGGCCUGGUUGCAGGAGCACCAGAAGAACCCGUACCCCACCAAGGGAGAGAAGAUCAUGCUGGCCAUCAUCACCAAGAUGACACUCACACAGGUGUCCACGUGGUUUGCCAAUGCACGGCGGAGGCUGAAGAAGGAGAACAAAGUCACAUGGUCACCACGAGCCAAUAAGAGCUCUGACGAGAGGGGCUGUGAGGAUGACAGCGACAGUGCAGAGGGAUCACAAGAGGAAGAGCCAAUCAAAAGCGAGAUAGAUGUUGAUGAUUCUGUAACAGGUAGGUGUGUGGACCUACAACAGAGUGAUCUGGAGGACUUUGAUCUGCUGGAGUCAGAUGGUUCUGACUGCGACCCUAAACACCGGUUUCACACCAAGGACACCCCAGUACACACACCACCGGACCACCGCCACCACCCCAAAGACCCUUCUACCAGCCCACUCAGACAUACCCCAGACACAUCCCGACAUGGGAACGAGCGGUUGUCACUGUCAGCAGACUGCCCCAAACACACACCAGAGCACGAACGAACAACCAACUCAUUCUACACUCAACAGGACCUGCAAAGUACAGAGAGCAGCAAACCUAAAAUCUGGUCCAUCGCACAAACUGCUGCUAUCCAACCUGAAUUCCCUGCAUGCAUGCACACAGCCACCCCCAGCGAGUCUCUCUCCCCAGGGGGGUAUCCAACUGAAGUACCCCACCUGAAGGUGGGGGCGGCUAGGCAGCAGGACUCGCCGGUGACUACCCUCAGAGAUUGGGUGGACGGGGUCUUCCACGACCCACUGUUCAGACAGAGUUCCUUUAACCCUGUGUUGUCCAAGCCAGCCAUGGACAGGGCAUGGAUUGGGUUAAAUAGACAGGUGAUGGAAGGCAGAACUCUGGGACAACGUUCUGUUGAACAUGUUACCUCGUCUUUGCAGAAUGUAUAG
Salvelinus namaycush (lake trout) is the source of this 1380-nucleotide messenger RNA. Its product is annotated as iroquois-class homeodomain protein irx-4-B-like. Gene Ontology annotation, molecular function: DNA-binding transcription factor activity, RNA polymerase II-specific; RNA polymerase II cis-regulatory region sequence-specific DNA binding. The record is from RefSeq and is a predicted model, not a curated record. Gene Ontology annotation, cellular component: nucleus. Bases 1 to 1380 code for a protein of 459 amino acids. The transcript has 6 exons. Gene Ontology annotation, biological process: cell development; neuron differentiation; regulation of transcription by RNA polymerase II. Lineage: Eukaryota; Metazoa; Chordata; Actinopteri; Salmoniformes; Salmonidae.